Zymoseptoria tritici IPO323 is the source of this 2004-nucleotide messenger RNA. RefSeq lists its product as uncharacterized. The record is from RefSeq and is a predicted model, not a curated record. Bases 1 to 2004 code for a protein of 667 amino acids. Gene Ontology annotation, molecular function: transcription coactivator activity. NCBI's taxonomy places the organism in Eukaryota, Fungi, Ascomycota, Dothideomycetes, Mycosphaerellales, Mycosphaerellaceae. Gene Ontology annotation, biological process: regulation of transcription by RNA polymerase II. Gene Ontology annotation, cellular component: SAGA complex. The transcript has 2 exons.
AUGGCACCUAACGCGUCCAAGAAGGGCACGCAGUCCAAGGCAAACUCCAGCAAAGUCGACCGUCGGUCAACCUCUCGCCAUUCUACUCCAGGAUCCGCCUUGACAGAUACCGCGCCGCCCACCCCGCGCACCGCGACUCCCUCCUCCGUCACAGCUUCUGCGGCCACUAUGGCUCGGGAGACGGCCUAUCUGCAGACCUCCACCGCUGCGCUGAUCUCGACCGAGGCCAGCAUCGAGAUGCUUAUUGAGAAAAGCAAUGCCUCCGUCGCUAAGGCGGGCGAUCCACCAGGCGCGCGAGAGCUUCAUGUUCUCCAUGACAAAAUUCGCGAUACGGUCCUGCGCUUCAUGGUCAAGCGGUCAGAGGCCUGCGACAGGAGUAUGCGUCAGUUGGUACAGAAGAGGAAGGAGCGUGCUAUGGCGGAGCAGGAGUGGGAGGCUUCGCGAGCGGAAGAGGAAAGAGUCAAAGUCAAGCGCGAGGAGGAUGAACGGCGGAAAGAGAAGAAGAAUCUGGCCAAGAAGCGCAGUCAUGACGAGAUGGAAGUCGAUGAAGAGUCAGAAGAUCGGAAAGAACAGAGGGAAAGCCUGCCGAGUGUCGGCGCGCAUGGCGUUGCCAGGCAGGAUGGAGUUGGCGUCAAUCAAGGCGCCGCAGCUCCACCAUCGCCUCCUGUACAACCCGGAACAAUUGUGCCAGACCUCAUGGACACCGCCGACUCCCCCGCCGAUUCGGAUGCGUCGAGGAACGAUCCACCGCCCGCCGCGCCUCUAUACGAGCGCAUAUUUGGCAAAGAUCCAACAGCAGCAGAAGAUCCGAUUGUCUAUGAUAUACGAGACCUCAACGAUGAAAUGACUUACGACGAGAAGAAAGCGAUUUUGAACGUCACACAAUGGCCCCCUUCAGAUCUCAACGACCUUACGGCUGGCGAUCCUCCAGAUAUGGAUUUCAGCAACGCGAAGCCAGCAAAUCAAGUGAAUUUCUCGACGUUCCAGACAUACAUUGAGCCCUACAUUCGACCAUUCACAGAAGAGGAUGUGGCAUUCUUGAAGGAACGAGGAGAUCGCGUGAACCCUUAUAUCAUUCCAGCUCGAGGUGCGAAAGGGUACAAGGAGGUCUGGGCUGCUGAAGAUGGGACGACAGGCAUAGAACCUCCGCAGAAACACGUCAACAACCCGAACGAGGCUCGAGGCAGCAUCGAAGAUUUGGACGAUGACAUCGCCGAUCAGGACACUGUUAGUGCGGGACCUGUUGGUAACCGCCUUCUAUCCAUGUUCCGUCCAGCCAUCAACGAGAUAAAGAAGCAGGAGCCUCCCGAGGACGCUAAUGGCGACACGUCGAUGGUCAACGGCGAUAGCGAUGGCCUUGAUGCGCUGCCAAACGGUACUGCCACUACAGAAGACUUCAAACCCGUGACAUGUCUGCCUGCAGACGCUGCUCGUCCCGCCAAUCUCCCCUCACUCGACUACGAGACCUUUGAGAACCGCGCUCUUCAAGAACUUCGCUACUUGGGAAUCCUCUCCCCAACUGAAACCCCAAAUUACGACGCUCACGAAGAUGACGAAGUCGCUGCACGCCUCCGUACGCUGCAGCACGAACUUCGCCGCGUUUCCCGCCUCAACAACAUCCGCAAAGCACGCGUUCUAGAACUGACCGAAGAGCGCAUGGCAAUGCAAGAAUACGCCAACAUUGCCGAUGACCUCGACAAUCAAGUCAACGCCGCGUAUCUCAAACGCAACCGUUCGCUCGCGAAGCCAAAUCCGAAGAAGGGCGGGUCCCAGGCGCGCCCGGGCCAGAAGGGUGUGGCUGCUGUGGCGGGCAGGGGCGUGAGCGAUGGGGUGAGAGCUUUGAUGCAGAAGCGGAGGGACUGGAUUGAGAUGGUCGGGCCGGUGGUUGGGUAUGGUCGACCGCCGAUUCCUGGGCCGGAGGAAACCAUCUUUGGGGAUGCGGAUGUGAAGAGACUGGAGAAGGUUGAAAAGGAGGCUGAGACGGCUGAUGUGGAGGGAGAGUGA